UUGCAUCUCAGCCUUGUCCCUAUUUCCAACAGUAAUCGUGAUGAGCCUUGCCAGGCGGGAAUGCACGCGCAUGCGCUGUUUCUUUUUUUAGCUCUCGGGCUGACUUUUUCUCGACCUUUGUGGCACAACCUAUUUAAGCUGGCCCUUACCCCUUCGGAUAUUUUUCAGCUCAUCCCUUCUAGUAUACAGCUAUAUAGUACUAUCAACCAGAUAUUUCUAUAUAGAGUCGCAUUCAUUACUUAAAUUGAAAUCUGUACGCCCACACCUCGUCCGCAGAUCAGCCCAGUCUAUCCUAUAGAUCAAGAUUCGCCAGCGUCGUUCUACACCAUUUGCAUUACCAAUCCACAUCCUUCGCAGUAAUGUUUCUGAAACUCGCAAUCACCUUAUCAACGCUCUGUUUCAUUUCUUUCGCUGCCGCUGACCUUGACUGCAACCCUCUAAACACCACGGUGACCUGCUCCGCCGAUCCGGCAUUGGGGAAGUCUAUGUACGAGCCAUUUUCCAGUAACAGUUCAUACUUCUCCAAGUCCUCAAGCAUGAAUGGCGGGGAGGUUACCUUUUCCGAGGAAGAAGGGGUGAAAUUGUCGCUUGUUAAGCGUUACGACAACCCCGCCUUGGAGUCUGACUUUUACAUAAUGUUUGGGCGUGUAGAAGCCCAGAUUAAGGUCGCUAACGGUACCGGGGUGGUUUCCUCUUUCUACUUACAAUCUGACGAUUUGGACGAAAUAGACCUUGAGUGGUUCGGCCAAGAUAUCUACCAAACCCAAACCAAUUUCUUUUCAAAGGGUAACACCACCACUUACGACCGCGGAGUCUACUACAACAUGCCGUCGCCGCCACAGUAUGAGUUCUACACCUACACCAUCGACUGGACAAGUGAGAGGUUGGAAUGGUACGUCGACGGAGUAUUGGUUAGAACCUUGUCUAAUGAUUCGAACCAAGGCUAUCCACAGAGUCCUAUGAAGUUGCUCUUCGGGAUCUGGGCUGGCGGUGAUCCAAGUAACGCGGAAGGUACCAUCUUGUGGGCUGGUGGGGAGACUGACUAUGCGGAUGCUCCAUUCUCAAUGUACGUGAAGAAUUUGGUGGUGACCGACUACUCAACAGGUUCUAGUUAUUCCUACAGCGAUACCUCGGGUUCCUGGGAGUCAAUCGUCGCAGCCGGCGGUGCAGUCAAUGGCAGACUUACUACUGGUGAGGAUGAUUUUGAUAGUUUGGUUGCUGAAAACAUUGGUUCGACGUAUGUGAUUGGUUUUGUUCCGGCCACCACUUCCACCUCUACCUCCUCCAGUUCCUCGGAUAGUACCUCCCCCUCCUCCUCUACUCAAACCUCCACUGAAAUCUCCUCCGCCAUGACCUCCUCGUCUACUUCCGCCUCUUCCUCGUCUGCUUCCGCCUCUUCCUCGUCUGCUUCUACUUCUUCCUCGGCCUCUCAUUCCGUCGCUGCUUCUGGAGCCCAGAGAAUCGUAAUGUUGAUUAUAUCAUUAUUUCAAGUACUAUGA
Molecule: messenger RNA, 1499 nt
Organism: Babjeviella inositovora NRRL Y-12698
Lineage: Eukaryota; Fungi; Ascomycota; Pichiomycetes; Serinales
Product: glycoside hydrolase family 16 protein
Exons: 2
Coding region: 360-1499 (379 amino acids)
Biological process (GO): fungal-type cell wall organization; carbohydrate metabolic process
Cellular component (GO): fungal-type cell wall
Molecular function (GO): hydrolase activity, hydrolyzing O-glycosyl compounds; glycosyltransferase activity
Source: RefSeq, a predicted model, not a curated record